AUGUCCCUGCCCGUGGUGCUCCCGGGCUCCUGCUGCCCGGUGGCUGGGCUCUCGGGCGGGCCACAGGCCGGGGGCCCGGGCACCGCGGCCGCCGCCGCCCAGGAGCCGCCGCUGCCCCCGCUACGGCCGCGCUGGCCCCGGGCCGCGCUGCAGCCCCCGGCGCGGCCUCGCUGCGCGGCCACCGCCGCCGCCGCCGGGGUGCUGGCCCCGCCGCCCGCGCUCUCCUCCCGCCGGGCCGCCGCCGCGGCCCCGGGCUCGGCGCUGCUGCCCGCUCGCCCGCUGUUGUCGCUCGGUCUGCUGCAGCUGAUCCUGGGCUGCUGCAUGGUGGCACUCAGCUUCGGGGCGCUGUCGCUGAGCAGCUCCCCGCAGGUGAAGAACUCGUGCCCGUUCUGGGCCGGCUCCUCGGUGAUACUCUCUGGAAUCAUAGGAUUAACAACUUGGAAACGGCCUAUGAUACUCCUGGUGAACCUUUUUGUGCUGCUCUCUGUGGUAUGUGUCCUCCUGAAUUUAGCCGGAUUUAUCCUAGGCUGCCAAGGGGCCCAGUUUGUGUCCAGCGUGCCCAGGUGUGAUCUGGUGGACUUAGGUGAAGGCAAGAUUUGCUUCUGUUGUGAAGAAUUUCAACCAGCCAAAUGCACAGACAAAGAAAAUGCCUUGAAACUCUUCCCAGUUCAGCCUUGUAGUGCUGUUCACCUUCUACUCAAGAAAGUCCUUUUCGCCCUGUGUGCCUUGAAUGCCCUGACCACCACCGUCUGCUUGGUGGCAGCUGCCCUUCGCUACCUUCAGAUCUUUGCAGCCAGAAGAUCCUGCGUCGAUGAAUCCCAGAUUUCUGCGGAAGAAGUGGAGGAACACAGACGCAUCCCAGACCCUGACGACUUUGUGCCGCCAGUGCCUCCCCCUUCCUAUUUCGCCACGUUUUACUCGUGCACACCCCGGACGAACCGCAGGAUGGUUGGUCCUGAUGUUAUACCACUGCCACAUAUCUACGGAGCGCGAAUCAAAGGCGUGGAAGUGUUCUGUCCUCUGGACCCCCCGCCUCCCUAUGAAGCUGUGGUGAGCCAGACGGACCAGCAGCAGGGAUCUUCAUUCCAAAUGCCAGAAGGAUCAGAAGCUGCCACCAGCCCCUUGGAACCCAUCUGCAUGCCAGUGAUUCAAGGUGGGGACAUUCCUAACACACCUGGAGAAGAAAGCGCAUCCAUAUCGACUCCCAGCUCCAGCCAGCUAUGUCCGGCGAGGAACCGGAGAGCUCUCCAGCCCCCGAGGACAAGAUCCAAGAGUGACCCUGUGCUUCAUCAUUCUGCAGAGAGAGCCGUCCCCGUGCUCAGCUGUGAAGCCGCGACUCAGACUGAGGGAAGACCAGACCUGGCUGCGGUGACCUUGAGAAGAGGGUUGAGAUCCCGAGCUUCGAGAUGCAGACCGAGGUCUUUAAUAGAUUACAAAUCUUACAUGGACACCAAGCUGCUGGUGGCGAGGUUCCUGGAGCAGUCCUCCUGCAGCAUGACCCCGGACAUCCAUGAACUUGUAGAAAACAUUAAAUCUGUUUUGAAGUCCGAUGAGGAGUACAUGGAGGAAGCCAUCACAAGUGCCAGUUUUCUAGAACAGAUCAUGGGCCCGAUGCAGCCCAGCACUUCCAGGGCCCUCGUGCUGCCCUCGAGGAGACAGCCUGGCCUGCUGCACCUGCGGAGUUGCGGAGACCUGAGCACCUUUGUCCCCGCGGGGAGGCCGAAAGCCGAGAGGAGGCCCCGGCGAGCGGAGGCUGAGAGGCCACACAGCCUCAUUGGCGUCAUCCGAGAGACUGUCCUGUGAA
This is a messenger RNA of Lipotes vexillifer (Yangtze River dolphin), 1804 nucleotides long. RefSeq names its product endosomal transmembrane epsin interactor 1 (gene ENTREP1). The transcript has 11 exons. The record is from RefSeq and is a predicted model, not a curated record. Bases 1 to 1803 code for a protein of 600 amino acids. NCBI's taxonomy places the organism in Eukaryota, Metazoa, Chordata, Mammalia, Artiodactyla, Lipotidae. Gene Ontology annotation, cellular component: membrane.